GCGGGGCUCGCCAGGGCGGGAGGCUGCGCUCCACUCGGCCGGCUGCGGAGCCGCAGCCAGGAGCCGCCGCCACUGCCGCCGCCCGGGACCUCCUGCUCGCCCGGUCCGGGAACGCCGGCUCGCCGCGCGGUCGUUGAAACACCGGGUAUCAAAAUGACCGAGCGCUUUGACUGCCACCAUUGCGAAGAAUCUCUCUUUGGCAAGAAGUACAUCCUGAGGGAGGAGAGCCCCUACUGUGUGGCCUGCUUUGAGGCCCUCUACGCCAGCACUUGUGAGGAGUGCCAGAAGCCCAUUGGCUGUGAUUGCAAGGAUUUGUCCUACAAGGACCGACACUGGCACGAGGCCUGUUUCCACUGCUCGCGAUGCAAGAGCUCGCUGGUGGACAAGCCCUUUGCCGCCAAGGGGGACCACCUGCUCUGCACGGACUGCUACUCCCACGAGUACUCAUCCAAGUGCCAAGAAUGCAAGAAGACCAUCAUGCCAGGUACCCGCAAGAUGGAGUAUAAGGGCAGCAGCUGGCACGAGACCUGCUUCGUCUGCCACCGCUGCCAACAGCCGAUUGGAACCAAGAGCUUCAUCCCUAAGGACGAGCAGAACUUCUGUGUGCCCUGCUAUGAGAAGCAGUAUGCCUUGCAGUGUGUCCAGUGCAGAAAGCCCAUCACCACCGGGGGCGUCACUUAUCGGGAGCAACCCUGGCACCGGGAGUGUUUUGUGUGCACAGCCUGCAAGAAACCGCUGUCUGGGCAGCGCUUCACGUCCCGGGAUGAGUUUGCCUACUGCCUGAGCUGCUUCUGUGACUUGUACGCCAAGAAGUGUGCCGGGUGCACCAACCCCAUCAGCGGACUUGGUGGCACAAAGUACAUCUCCUUUGAGGAACGGCAGUGGCAUAACGACUGCUUUAACUGCAAGAAGUGUUCCCUCUCGCUGGUGGGCCGCGGCUUCCUCACAGAAAGGGAUGACAUCCUGUGCCCUGACUGCGGGAAAGACAUCUGAAGUCCACACGAAUUGCUGCUUGCGAAACACACAGAUUUAUAUACUUUCUUUCUCAGCCAGGGAAUAUGUGUCCUGGUUCCCACAAGCCACGCCAGACUUUCCUCUUGUGCCUCUCAGUGAUAGUCACGUUUUUUUAAACCCUUUAAUUCUUUGUACUAAUUCAAUCCCAGGGAAGGAGAAAACCCUUAUGUAAACCUUAGGUGGGAAGCUGGUUUUGAAUUUUUGGAAUCAAGCAAGGCAAAUCCCAGUGUAAAAAUCCUUUUAAAUAUCUUUAUAAAUGUAUCUUUCUUUCACUGUGUAUUUAAUUUUUAAGUGCAAUGAACAUGUCACGAACUUGAAAGUUUUCCAACUAAAUAAGGUAAUGAAGAGUUGGUAUUUACAACUGUGUAACUUCCUGUCAUGUAAGGCCUGAAGCAAGAAUAUAUGGCUUACAAUAAAGUUAUCCAGAACAAAAUCUUUUGCCAACCACA
Messenger RNA from Rhinolophus ferrumequinum (greater horseshoe bat), 1463 nucleotides. It is a transcript of the gene FHL2, whose product is annotated as four and a half LIM domains 2. The record is from RefSeq and is a predicted model, not a curated record. Bases 154 to 993 code for a protein of 279 amino acids. The transcript is spliced from 6 exons. NCBI's taxonomy places the organism in Eukaryota, Metazoa, Chordata, Mammalia, Chiroptera, Rhinolophidae. Gene Ontology annotation, cellular component: Z disc; nucleus. Gene Ontology annotation, molecular function: transcription coregulator activity; transcription factor binding. Gene Ontology annotation, biological process: negative regulation of transcription by RNA polymerase II; negative regulation of calcineurin-NFAT signaling cascade.